Messenger RNA from Penicillium angulare, 1731 nucleotides. Its product is annotated as putative AMP-binding domain protein. NCBI's taxonomy places the organism in Eukaryota, Fungi, Ascomycota, Eurotiomycetes, Eurotiales, Aspergillaceae. The transcript has 5 exons. The record is from RefSeq and is a predicted model, not a curated record. The coding region runs from base 1 to 1731 and encodes 576 amino acids.
AUGUCUGGCGUCAAGUCUCGACUCUCGAGUCUUCUCGCCCAUAUCACUCCGCAAUCCAGCUCGGCUCCAUUCGAACACAAUUUCAACCGCCAUACGCUUUCGCCCACGUUCUUUCUGCCGAGGGCAGCUAAUAUCGAGCCUGAUGCAGAGGCAAUUUACCAUUUGACGGCUGAUAAUAAGAUUCUGAGACGAACUUACAGAGAAACGGCGGCACAUGUCAGUGGUUUUGCGUACUAUAUCAAGAAGCAUGGGUUUCAGCGGAUUGGUAUUCUUGCGCCUAAUACCCCCGCGUUCUUAACGUCUAUUUUUGCAAUUGCGGCCGCUGGGGCUGUCAAUGUUGCGGUCAAUUAUCGUCUCAAAAAGGAUGAUAUAGCCUAUAUCUUCGAGCAUGGCGACGUAGAUAUGAUCAUCGUGGACAAAGAAUUCGAGCCUCUCCUUGAAACAUAUCGAUUGCAGAACCCCAAUAUUCCAUUCCUUGUCGAUGACGAUGUCUACAGUGAACCUUCGACGCCGGCUGGAAAUCUUGGUGCUGCUAUCCAGGAGGGGUGGGAGUAUGACAAGGAAACCGCACAAAAUGGAUGGGAGGGGCUAGAAGCUCAAGCGCCCGAUGAAGAUUCCAUUAUUGCCCUCGCAUAUACUAGUGGGACAACCGCACGUCCUAAGGGUGUGGAAUAUACUCAUCGGGGCUGCUAUCUUGCGGCAUUGGGAAAUGUGACUGAGUCGGGUCUUAAUUUCCAUGAAGGACGGGCUAAGUAUCUAUGGACAUUACCUAUGUUUCAUGCAAUGGGUUGGACAUUCCCAUGGUCAGUCACUGCUGUUCGUGGAACACAUUACUGUCUUCGCAAGAUUGACUACCCGGAGAUCUGGAGAUUGUUGAAGGAUGAAAAGAUCACCCAUUUCAAUGCCGCGCCGACCGUCAACACUCUACUUUGCAAUGCGAAAGAAGCUGAGAAACUAUCGCAUUCCGUUCGUGUUACGGUUGCUGCUAGUCCUCCAACGCCUCAUCUUUUUGAGCAAAUGACAAAUCUGAAUCUCCACCCUGUUCACACCUAUGGUAUGACAGAGACCUAUGGACCGAUUACUAAAGGCUACUAUCUACCUCAAUGGGAUCAAAUUCCCUUGAAGGAGAAGUAUCAAAAGAUGGCACGACAGGGCCACGGGUUUAUCACUAGUCUUCCUGCUCGAGUAAUCAAGACCGACGUACCUGAAGGGACGGUCAUUGAUGUUGAGCGGAAUGGCCAGGAGAUUGGUGAGGUGGUGUUCGUGGGCAAUAUUUGUGCUAGAGGAUACUACAAAGAUCCUGAAGCUACUCGAAAAUUGUUUGCUGGGGGCUUUCUGCACUCUGGGGACCUGGCUGUAUGGCAUCCUGAUAGGGCAAUUCAAAUCCUCGACCGUGCCAAGGAUAUCAUCAUCAGUGGUGGAGAAAACAUCUCGUCAGUGGCGCUGGAAUCUAUGCUCGUUACUCAUCCCGAUAUCCUUGAGGCUGGUGUGGUCUCCGUUCCGGAUAGUCAUUGGGGUGAGCGGCCCAAGGCAUUUAUCACCGUGAAACCUGGGAAACAACUAGAAGGCAAAGACGUUAUUGACUGGGCUCGUAACGUGAGUGAUAUUAGUAAAUUCAUGAUUCCCCGGGAAGUGGAGGUGGUGGCCGAAUUGCCCAAGACUAGCACCGGCAAGGUUCGAAAGAACGUGUUGCGUGAAUGGGCUAAGGGAUCUGGGCGAAGUGACGAUUAG